Molecule: messenger RNA, 426 nt
Organism: Strongyloides ratti
Lineage: Eukaryota; Metazoa; Nematoda; Chromadorea; Rhabditida; Strongyloididae
Product: MIP16420p
Exons: 3
Coding region: 1-426 (141 amino acids)
Biological process (GO): protein K63-linked ubiquitination; DNA damage tolerance
Cellular component (GO): nucleus
Source: RefSeq, a predicted model, not a curated record
AUGGGUGAAGUUACUGUUCCAAGAAAUUUCAGACUACUUGAAGAGCUUGAAGAUGGUCAAAAAGGCAAAGGCGAUGGUAAUAUAUCUUGGGGAUUAGAGGAUGAUGAAGAUAUGACAUUAACCAAAUGGACCGGAAUGGUAAUUGGACCUAAUAGAACUCCUUUUGAAUCUCGUAUGUACAGCUUACUUUUAGAAUGUGGCCCUAAAUAUCCAGAAGAACCUCCAACUGUUCGUUUUAUUACAAGAAUCAAUUGUAAUGGAGUUAAUCAAUCUACCGGUGUUAUUGAUAAACGUUAUCUUCAAACAUUGAAACAAUGGAAAAGUUCCUACUAUAUUAAAACAAUUUUGGAAGAUAUAAGAAAUCAUAUGAUGACAAGUAAGGAUAAUAUGAAGCUUUCACAACCACCAGAAGGAGUUACAUUCUAA